Brenthis ino (lesser marbled fritillary) is the source of this 1488-nucleotide messenger RNA. NCBI's taxonomy places the organism in Eukaryota, Metazoa, Arthropoda, Insecta, Lepidoptera, Nymphalidae. The record is from the annotation of a GenBank genome assembly.
AUGGUUUCAAGGGCAGGACUGAAGCCAGGCCUGAAUGAAAACAUUUUUAAUCAACUAAAAAAACGAGCAAAAAGAAUGAAGCCAGAUGACAGGUUGUGCUGUCUUCUCUUCGAUGAAAUGGCCCUAACUCCACAUUUUGAUUAUAACAAAAAAAGCGACAGAAUCAUCGGCUUAGUCGACAACGGUAUCUCAACUCAAAAUAAAAUUGCUGACCAUGUGUUAGUGGUAAUGAUAAGAGGUAUUUUUAAAAAUUAUAAACAGCCUAUUAGCUACACAUUUUGCUCAGGCAGCACAAAAAGAGACGAUCUGUGCUUACUAAUAAGGACCUUAACAAAAAAGUUAACUUCAGUAGGAUUUACAGUUCUGGCGACAGUCUGUGAUCAGGGGACAUCAAAUGUAAGUGCGGUAAAUUAUUUAAUAGAAGAGACAAGAGUUGCUUAUUUACGAAAUGGCAAAGAAAUGAAAUACAGAACAUUUGAGGUAGAUGGCAAUGAGAUUAUCCCACUCUUUGAUGUCCCACAUUUAUUAAAGGGAAUACGCAAUAAUUUACUUACGAAAAACUUAAUAUGCACAAUGGAGGGAGAACAAAAAUUAGCUAAAUGGGAGCACAUUGUCAAUUUUUAUGAAAAUGUUCCUACAUACAAAGGAAUAAAACUGGUAAAAAAAAAUACUGAAUACCAUUGCAAUCCUAACAAAAUUCCGAAAAUGAAGGGGAAGUUUGCAUCACAAAUUUUUAGCCAAACAGUUGGAGUAAAUAUGGGCUACUUAGCAGACAAGGGGCUGUUACCAAAAGAAUGCCAGGACACAGCUGAUAUAAUUAUCUUUUUCGACGAACUGUUUGACUCAAUGAAUGGAAGUUUUCUAAAUUCUUCUAAAAGAAGUGGCAAACAGCUACUACAACCUUUAACACCAUCUUCAUUGCACAACCAAAUCUGGAGAAAAGCUAAACAGAUUUUAAAAACAAUGAAAUUUAUUUCCAAAGAAGGAAAAGUUUGUGUAGUGCCAUCUAUAAGCAAUUGGUUGCUAACCAUAGAAAAUAUGGAGUGCCUACGGAAUAAAUUAUUUUACGAAUAUAAUUUAAAAUCUAUAUGGUGUAGACAUUUUAAUGAGGAUCCAUUAGAAAAUUUUUUUGGUAGCGUUCGGAGUCAUGGGUACAGAAAUAAUUCUCCCUCAUGUGCAGGCUUUGAAGCUGCGUUUGCGUCAUUACUCGUAAAUAAUUUAAGCACGAGUUAUUCACCGGGACCCAAUUGUGAAGAAGAUUCAUGCCACAUAUUUAAAUCUAUAAGUAAAUUAUUUUUUAGCAAAAGCACAAAAAGUGAUGAACCCAUUGAAGUUGAUUUUAGCCACAUUUACGAUAAUGAUUUCAUUGAAGGCCAAGACCGCGCUUUGAAGGAUAAUACAACUGAAAAUGAGGAAAAUGACGACAUAGGUGAAGAUCAUGAUCAGUCACAAGAUAAAUAUCCGCGUAAAUCUAAGAAAGUAUUAUUA